Cygnus olor (mute swan) is the source of this 1538-nucleotide messenger RNA. RefSeq names its product V-set and immunoglobulin domain-containing protein 4-like. Gene Ontology annotation, biological process: negative regulation of interleukin-2 production; negative regulation of complement activation, alternative pathway; negative regulation of macrophage activation. The record is from RefSeq and is a predicted model, not a curated record. Gene Ontology annotation, molecular function: complement component C3b binding. The coding region runs from base 234 to 1538 and encodes 434 amino acids. The transcript has 11 exons. NCBI's taxonomy places the organism in Eukaryota, Metazoa, Chordata, Aves, Anseriformes, Anatidae.
UUCUGUUUUGUGGUGGUAAUGUAAAGACUGGGGGUGUUUUAUGAAUCUUUAUUCAAAAUACAGUUGUGAGUUUCAUGGAAAAGUUGAGGAAGGAAGCACCACCAGUAGCUGUUCUGGAUUCUUGAUGACAGAGUGAGCGAAGAGAAAAAAAAAAAAGGCACUCCUGAUUUGCCUCCUGACUUUGAGAGAGCAGACUUGUUUUACUUGAGGGGACAAAGCUGCAGCCCUGAAACAUGGGAAUGCUGAUUAGAGCAGCCGUGCUUGUAAGCCUGCUUCUGUUCUGCAACGCUCUCCUGGACCUGACAGGCCCCAGCGAGAUGGAAGGUGUAUGGAAGGGGUCUGCUGUCCUGCCAUGCACCUAUGUGCCUGGGGAGAACUUUGUGCAGCACGCCCUUACGUGGUCUGUGGUGCAUGACCAGAGUUCUGGUACUGUCUUCCGGAGGGAUGCCUCUGGGGAUCAUGUUCUCCUGUCUGAGUACAGAGACAGGGUUGAAGUCCCAAAGAACCUGCCAGGGAACGUGUCUCUCCACAUCUUGAAACUGGAAAUCUCUGACAGGGGAACCUACACUUGCCAUGUCACCUGGACAGCCAGCAACAACAGUCAGAUAGCAAAAGAGAUCAGCACUAAAGUUGAGGUUGUCAAAGUGCCAGCGACCAAGCCUACCAUCAGGGCUGGCGCGCUGGGGCUGACGGUGCCAGCGGGAGCCAGGACCAGCCUGACCUGCGUGGCCCACGGGUCCCCACCCAUCAGCUACCGCUGGUUCCGGGCAGUGCCAGGGGGGACAGCCCUGCCGCUGAGCAGCCAGGCCGAGCUGACGUGGGACAGCCUGCGGCCUUCCGACGCGGGGACAUACUACUGCGAGGCAGAGAACAGAGUCGGGGCAGGGGCGGUGCAGCGGAGCGAUGCCGUUGAGCUGGUGGUGAGAGGGUCCCCAGUCACACAGCCACCCACGCCUGGGACCAGCCGGCACACAGGACCCCCACUCACCUCGGAAGGCAGCGAGGCUCCCCGCGUGCUGGGAGAUCUGCCCACAGCAACGCUAUCCGCCAGGAACGAUGUCAUUUCAGAGAGGCCUCCCGCUGCCACAGAUUCGCCUUCUCAGAGUGAUGUGGGAACCUUGGAGACGGACAGCCCAACCACAGAUUUGACCAUAACAGUAGUGAAUUCUGAGAAAGGUGUGGGUUAUACAGAAAAGAAUUAUACAACUCAGAGUCUCCAGAAGACUCGCCUGUCUCUGUACAUGGUCAUCCUGAUUGCUGUGUUGUGUGGUGCUGUGGUUUUCCUCUUCAUUUUCAUUAUUGUUUGUAUUAGAAAGCCCAAAGAAGCUCAAGUCUAUGAAGUAGAACACUGUAACUCAAUGAAAGCAGAGGCUUCUUCAAGGUAUGACAGUAUGGCUCAUUAUGAGGAACCAAUCUCCUCCACUGAAAACAACUAUGUGAUGAAACCCAUGAAAAAUGAAAGAAAUAAAAAAGAAAAUGAAUACAAGAAUGUUGGAAACACCCAAGAAUCUGAAUAUGAAGUAGGGGAUUCUAAAUGA